Messenger RNA from Oncorhynchus tshawytscha (Chinook salmon), 982 nucleotides. RefSeq names its product trichohyalin-like. NCBI's taxonomy places the organism in Eukaryota, Metazoa, Chordata, Actinopteri, Salmoniformes, Salmonidae. The record is from RefSeq and is a predicted model, not a curated record. The coding region runs from base 23 to 982 and encodes 319 amino acids. The transcript is spliced from 2 exons.
AAGAGAUCAGCAACAGAAAGAGAUGGAGAGAGAAAAUAUGAUUAUGAGAGAAAGGGAGGAAGCAGGAAGAAGAAAGGAGGGGCAGAAAAAUAUUUUGGGGGAAAUUGAGGGACAGAAUGAACUGGAGAUAGAACAGGAGAGAGAGAUGGAAGAAAAGCAGGAAGUGAUUAAGGAAGCAGAGGAAGAGUACAGGGAAAGAGAAGAGAGAGGAAAGGAAGUAAGCAUGAAGAAACAUGUAGUAGUUAAUGUUAAAGCAAAAGCACGGGAAGUCUUCAAUAGGCGUAAAGAGAGGAGGUUAGAAGUGUUGAAGGGGGAACGAGAACACAUAGAAAGAGGACAACAAAUCAGGAGGGAGAAGGAGGAAAGACAGCUGGAGAUGGAAAGAAAACAGGAGAGGGCAAGACAACAAGAGGAGCAGGAUAGAAAACAAGAGAUUGAAAUGGCUAGACAGAAAGAAAUGUUGAGACUAAGAGAGGAGGAGAGGCAGAGAGAGGAAGAGAGAGAGGACCAGAGAAAGAGAGCCAUUGAAGGCCAUUUAGCUUUAAUCAGAGAGAGAGAGAAGAUUUUAGAGGUAAAGAAAAAAGAGGAGAUGGCGGAAGAGGAAAGAAGGGAGAUCCUUGAGUACAAGAGGGGUGACUUAGAGGACACUGAAGAGGAGGAGGAGAAGGAAGAUGACAAGGAGGACAUUCUCCCACCUGAUAAAAGUAUCCGAAGGAGAGCUGUGGGCUGGGUAAACAAGAAGUGGGAGAAGAGGAACCUCAAAAAGAUAGAGAGAACCUGUCAGAGAGAAGCUGAGGAGGGCGAUAAGAUCGUCCACAUAGUCAUCCCUGGACCCAUAAGGCUAACCAUGACCCGGGCAGAGAGAGAGAGGGAGAAGAGGAAGGAGCUGCUGAAGGCUGAGGAGAGAAGGAAGAAGUUGGAGGAUUUCAAUAAGCAGUGGAGAGUGCAGUCGCUGCUUAAAAACACACUCAUCAAAAACUGA